Adelges cooleyi (spruce gall adelgid) is the source of this 427-nucleotide messenger RNA. Its product is annotated as protein krueppel-like. Gene Ontology annotation, cellular component: nucleus. Gene Ontology annotation, biological process: regulation of transcription by RNA polymerase II. Bases 1 to 390 code for a protein of 129 amino acids. The transcript has 2 exons. Gene Ontology annotation, molecular function: RNA polymerase II cis-regulatory region sequence-specific DNA binding; DNA-binding transcription factor activity, RNA polymerase II-specific. Lineage: Eukaryota; Metazoa; Arthropoda; Insecta; Hemiptera; Adelgidae. The record is from RefSeq and is a predicted model, not a curated record.
AUGAUACAUACUGGUGAAAAACCUUAUAAAUGCGUUGUCUGUGAAAAAACAUUCAGUCAACAAUCUGCUCUCAAGGACACAUGCACCAUUCCGUCUACAAAAAGUAUUAAAAAACAUGAAAGGAUACAUACUGGUGAAAAACCUUAUAAAUGCGUUGUCUGUGAAAAAACAUUCUCUCAACUAUCUAAUCUCAAGAGACAUGAACGUAUUCAUACCGGUGAAAAACCCUAUAAAUGCAAUGUCUGUGAAAAAACCUUCACUCAACAAUCUGAUCUCAAAAAACAUGCACGUAUUCAUACCGGCGAAAAACCGUUUAAAUGCGAUGUCUGUGAAAAAACGUUUGGUAGACAACAACACCUAAAAAUUCAUAAAAGGAUACAUAUCGGUUAGAAACCCUUUAAAUGCAAUGUCUGUGAAAAAACUUUCU